Molecule: messenger RNA, 369 nt
Organism: Rangifer tarandus platyrhynchus (Svalbard reindeer)
Lineage: Eukaryota; Metazoa; Chordata; Mammalia; Artiodactyla; Cervidae
Source: the annotation of a GenBank genome assembly
AUGAAGAAGAAGAAUGAUUUUUCUGGUCCUCCCCCUCCACAGUAUGUGAGGGCAAUGCGGGGCCAUACUCAGGAUCCACGCAUACUGUAUGUGCUCCCUUCCACCACGAACAACAUCAAAUGCACACCCACUCGACUAUCAGAAAGCACCCCUGACACUUCACAGAGGCUGUGCACACUUGUGUACACCCAGGCAUAUAUGAAAAUAAGACCUGAUAAACACACAUGCAUCUUUCGCUCUUUGCAUCAUAAAAAAAAAAAUUGCUACCUAUUUUCCUUCCACAUCCUGGGGUUUCAGGGUUGGAUGAGGAAGGAGGCAGUUAGAAAAUCAGAUCUUUUUCUUCGCCAUCCAUCCGGAGCCCAGCUCUAG